AUGCCCAGAUUCUCGUUGAAUCCAGCCACAGCCUAUGAAACCAAUGAGACCAGAGUCUUUCUCGAGCGCUUCGCAACCCAUCUCAAAACACGUCUCGGCAUGGAUACCUUCGAAAACGAGUGUCAUCGGUAUCUCAUCGUCCUCACUAACGACGACCAUUAUCAACAAGAGCUACAACGUCGAUUCGCCGCCAUCGAAGGAAACAUCGGUUGGGACAUGGCGGAGAAGGUAUUCCUCAGCAUCUGCCUCACCAAAGAGGAACGUUUGGAGAACAUGCGGAACAUGGCAGACAUGGGACGCAAUAUGGGCGAGACGUAUAACCGUUAUUCCGCUCGUAUCCUUCGGCAUGCACGAGUGAAUGGAAUCCAAGACGAUAACGACAUCAUCCUUCAUCAACUCGGGAGGUCGAUCCCGGGGAUGGAGUACGAUUUCCUGCUCUUUAAGCAUCAGAUAAAGAACCCAGACGCCACAGCCUUUAAAUCGAUCAAUACCCUAUGUGCACUGAUGAGCACAUUAACGGGACCUGAGGAUGCAAUCGAUCAACCUCGGGCAGUGGGACGAUCUCAGGAUCAAUUGCAACAGCAGCAGCAGUCUUUUGGGCCACGGCACAACACCUUCCCAAAUGGAGUUCGAGGAUCACGCGGAGCAUCUCGCGGAGCACUCAGAGGAACUUUCCGAGGCCGAGGACAAGGGAGAAUGAGCCCCAUGGGACGCAGCAACAGUCAGCCCCCUUUUGGGCAAGCACCCGGGCAACCUCCUCGAGCAGGCAUGAAGUUCUGCCAAGGCUGCAGCUGGAAUAACUCGCACGAAACCAAGGACUGCCGAUUCUGCACAUUCUGCAGCAACAGGGGUCACACCUAUGCAGACUGCCGCACAAGAAUGCGUCAAGAACAACAGCAGAACGGUACUCAAGGCAACCAGCAAUCCUAA
Linnemannia hyalina is the source of this 930-nucleotide messenger RNA. Lineage: Eukaryota; Fungi; Mortierellomycota; Mortierellomycetes; Mortierellales; Mortierellaceae. The record is from the annotation of a GenBank genome assembly.